CUGAGCCAUGUGAUAGCACAUUGCUAACUGGUUUAGUGUCAGUUCCUCUUAUGAAUCGGUUUAGCUUCUUUAUCUGGCACUAAUCGGGUUUAUCUAAUCUUCCUUUUCAUAUCCACGGAUCUGUGUGUGUAAACUGUCGUUGUCCAUUUAGGAAAGAAAAUGGCAACGAUUCCAGUUCCUGAGAACGUGAGCGUUCUUCUGUUGGACAUUGAAGGCACCACGACUCCUAUCACGUUUGUAAAGGAUGUUUUAUUUCCAUACAUCAAAGAGAACUUGGAAGAGUACCUGGGUGCACACUGGGAGGAGGAUGAGUGCAAACAGGAUGUACAGCUCCUGAAGAAACAGACUGAGGAAGACUUAAAGCAGAAUAGAGCAUGCCCAGUUCAUGCCGUAGACCAGACGGUCCACACGGAUGAAGAGAAGGCAAUCCGAGAGGUGGUGGAUAGUGUCCUGUGGCAGAUGGCUGCAGACAGAAAGACCACUGCUCUCAAGCAGCUGCAAGGCCACAUGUGGAGAGCAGCCUACGUUUCAGGGAAGAUUAAAGGCGAAGUGUAUCAGGAUGUGGUUCCUGCUAUAAGAAGAUGGAGGCAAUAUGGUCUUAAAGUCUACAUUUAUUCUUCAGGAAGUAUAGAAGCCCAGAAGCUACUCUUUGGCUAUUCAGUUGAAGGAGAUCUAUUAGAUCUAUUUGACGGUCAUUUUGACACCAACAUCGGUGCCAAAGUGGAGAGUAAAAGUUAUGAAAAGAUUGCAGAGAGGAUUGGCUGCUCCCCAGAAGACAUCAUGUUUUUAACGGAUGUCACACGAGAAGCAAAAGCAGCAGAAGAUGCUGGGCUGAAUGUGACCGUGGUCGUGCGACCAGGCAACAUGGAGCUCACCGAAGAGGAGAGGAACCAUUAUAGGACCCUCACAACGUUUAGCCAACUGGAACUUCCCAGAAGUGCUUAACAGACAAGGACAGAACAGUGUCGGCACGUCUCAAGUGGACUUUACUGAACGUGGGCUGACACUGAAUCACAAAGUUGUAGCUUGUUACUUGUGGGAGGGGAAAGAUGUUAUGCAGCAAGUGCAUUAUAGUUGUACCUAAUUAAAACUCCAGGUGCUUGCAUAUGUUUGGUUUUUUUUUUUUUUUAAACAAAACACAAUGAAGUUGGUUUAUAAUCUUGUCAUUCUACUUGAAUGUUUAUUAUUAUGCUGUAGAAUACUGGUGUUAGUAAGUUAUGAAUUAAUUUUCACUGUAAUUGUACAUCUUCCUCCAUCUAGUAAACGUAUGUUAUGCUCUGA
Messenger RNA from Neoarius graeffei (lesser salmon catfish), 1281 nucleotides. RefSeq names its product enolase-phosphatase 1 (gene enoph1). The record is from RefSeq and is a predicted model, not a curated record. The transcript has 6 exons. Gene Ontology annotation, molecular function: acireductone synthase activity; magnesium ion binding. The coding region runs from base 160 to 945 and encodes 261 amino acids. Lineage: Eukaryota; Metazoa; Chordata; Actinopteri; Siluriformes; Ariidae.